Macrosteles quadrilineatus (aster leafhopper) is the source of this 489-nucleotide messenger RNA. Its product is annotated as urease accessory protein UreE-like. Lineage: Eukaryota; Metazoa; Arthropoda; Insecta; Hemiptera; Cicadellidae. The transcript is spliced from 2 exons. The record is from RefSeq and is a predicted model, not a curated record. The coding region runs from base 42 to 431 and encodes 129 amino acids.
CAGCCCCCCGUCACAAUCUACAAGACCGACGCCGCAACAACAUGUACAAGUUUAUCCUGCUGUGUACCCUCCUGGUCGCCGCCCUCGCGCACCCCCACCAUGGUAGCAACCACGAGACCAAACACCACCACGACGAACAAGAGAAACCAGCAGCGGAGAAACCCGCCGAGGAGAAACCCGAGGCAGUAGAGGCCGAGAAACCCGAGGAGAAACCUGAAGCCGAGGCGAAACCCGAGGCUGCUAAAGAGGAGGCGAAGAAGGAAGCCAAGAAGGACUCGCACGAGUCUCACUCCCAUGAUUCCAACGAAGCUCCCCUUCCAGUCGAAGGUCAUUCCCAUUCCGCUUCUCCUGCCCAUUCCGCCUCACCCUCCUCAUCGCAUUCCCAUUCCGCACACUCUCACGACGAACACUCGUCCAAGAAGGACCAUUAAACUUUCCUACUUAGCUUUUAGAUCUUACAGUUCCAUACAAUAAAUUACUUUUAGUUUA